AUGAACAGUCAAACAGAUGUCACCGAAUUCAUCUUCUUGGGAUUUUCCAACCAUCCCAACCUACAGGGCUUGUUCUUCCUGGUCUUCCUUGUCAUUUACCUGACAACUCUUUUCAGGAACACACUCAUAAUAAUGGCCACAAGAGUCAGUCCUGCCCUCCACACCCCAAUGUAUUAUUUCCUCAGCAACCUGAGUUUCUUGGACACCUGCUACACAUCUACCACUAUUCCAGUCAUGUUGGUGAACUUCUUCCAGGAGAAGAAGACCAUCUCCUGUGAGGGCUGCUAUUCCUAGAUUUUCUUCCUUGUGACAUGUGCCGGCACUGAGGGUGUUUUAUUGGCAACUACGACUCCUGACUGCUAUGUAGCCAUCUGCCACCCUCUUCAAUAUCCAGUCCUCAUGAAUGUGAAGGUCUGUGUUUGUUUGGCAACUGGGUCCUGGCUAUGUGGGCUGGUGAAUUCUGUGACAUACACAGUGCUGGCAGCUACACUCAUUCUGUGUGGGCCUAACAAGAUCAGCCACUUUCUCUGUGAUAUCCCAUUGCUCCUGAAGCUCUCCUGCUCAGACACCUCUCUCGGUGAGUCUGUGCUCCAUGUGGCCAAUGCAACCACUGGCCUGAACCCCUACCUGUUUACUGCAGUGUCCUCCUACAUACUUAUCAUCUCUGCCAUCCUUCGGAUUUCCUCUGCUCAGGGCAGGAGCAAGGCCUUCUCUACCUGUGCACCCCACCUCACUAUGGUGGUGGUCUUUUAUGGAAUGGCCAACUUCAACUACGACAGACCCAGAGUAGGCUACUCCCUGGAUAUGUAUAUCCUGGUCUCUGUGCUCUUCUGUGUUAUAAGCCCCGUGUUAAACCCCAUUAUCUACAUGUUAAAUCCCUUGUUUGAGAAAAAAAGGAGGUCAAAUGUGCCCUGUGGAAGCUGGUUGGAGGGUGUGUGUUCCCUGGCAAUAUUAGUGUCUAGCUCACUGGUCUUCAAAUUGAGGUAUGCAGCCACCUGA
Messenger RNA from Orcinus orca (killer whale), 999 nucleotides. Its product is annotated as olfactory receptor 5V1-like. Gene Ontology annotation, biological process: G protein-coupled receptor signaling pathway. Gene Ontology annotation, molecular function: G protein-coupled receptor activity; olfactory receptor activity. Gene Ontology annotation, cellular component: membrane. The transcript has a single exon. The record is from RefSeq and is a predicted model, not a curated record. Lineage: Eukaryota; Metazoa; Chordata; Mammalia; Artiodactyla; Delphinidae.